Molecule: messenger RNA, 1980 nt
Organism: Mollisia scopiformis
Lineage: Eukaryota; Fungi; Ascomycota; Leotiomycetes; Helotiales; Mollisiaceae
Exons: 2
Coding region: 1-1980 (659 amino acids)
Source: RefSeq, a predicted model, not a curated record
AUGACGACUCCUCGCCGUCGCUCCUCGAGACUUCGAGGCGUGACUCCCGCAAAGUCUCUCAGCUAUGCUACGAAUCGCCUCCAAUCCCUUGCCGAACGCGAUGAGACUCCUAACUCAGGUAUCGAGGCGAAUCUCGAUGCCAUUGUUUCCUCUCCCCUCGCACCUCGAACUCCGGCUACUGCAGGCAUCAAACCAUCCCGAGCAGAGAUGCAUCCCAGCAAGACUCAUCAAAGUACCACACAGGAGCCCGACUCUGGUCUGAGACUUGGAUUUACGGAUAUUAAGGCAGCUAGUAAUGAUCAACCUUCCGGCCUCACACAACAAACACCUACAAAAUUAGGCAUCUCUUCCCCCACCUUCGACUUCAAAUUCGCUCGGCCUGCUCCUCAACUUGGUCCUGAGGCUCAGCGGAUGAUGGAUGACCUGCGUGAAGAGGCGUUGCGCAUCAAGGCCAAGCUGGCAGCUGAGCGAGAGGAGGAAAAUCGUAGAAAUGGAGAAUCUGCUGGAGGGAUCGGAGGUCGAAAGAUUGCACAACCAAGAGGCAAAGUUGGCCGCUUCAGUGAUAUCCAUAUGGCAGAAUUCAAGAAGAUGGAUUCGAUUGCUGGUCAUCCCUCUGCAUUCCGAGCUCAACCGGGACGAUUCACACCAGUCCAAAACAACCUCAAGCGUACACAAUCCAAGGCACAAUUGGAUGGGGACCAGGAGACUACCAUGAAGCAUGAACAAAGCAGCGAGAAGACAGCUCAAACAGACCGUCUGGAGAACACUGCACCUGCUAAACGUGCACGAAAGCAUGUUACAGACGAUACUUCAAGUGCCCGACCAGCCUCCAGUCAUGAGAAUAAACCUUUGCCAUUGACACCAUCUAUUCCACGAACACAAUCAAGCAUGCUUGCUUCCAUCUCCACUCCCACGCAAGCUUCUCUGGCUCGAGCUGCAACCACCAAGAAGCCCUCUACUCAAAUUCCAACCUUGACUAGAUCUCCAUCAAAGCCAAAUAUGCCAGCAACUCCUCGUGGCAUGACGAAAUCUGCGACUACCAAUGACCUGAGCGGCAUUCCAAAGUCUGACUCGAAGGCUAUAUUGCACAGUCCUAGCAAAUUUGACCGUGUCAGAUCGAUACUCAGACGUCCAAGCUCAAGUGUGAAGAAGGCAGCCCAAAUGCCGUCUUCUAUUCCAACACUUGCUCGAAGCCCUAGCAAACCCAACUUCGAGAAGUCCCUCCCUUCGAUCCCUACCACUCCUGGCGGAGCAGACGAUAUGAGAGCUGGCAAGCAUGUAAACUUUACUCCAGAUACGGUCAAUAAGCAUGCUUCGAUGGUACAAAACUCUCCUUCGCCCAUGAAGUCCGGGAUUCCUCGAUCUACGUCAAGAAUCCAGCUUGGUCAAAAGCCCUCCACCACUCACACCAGCUCGGAUACUGUAUACUACCCAUCCGUUGCUAGUCUUCCGAGUCCAGGCAAACAGACCAAAGUCGUCGAAUAUCCAUCCCUUGCUGGUGUACGUCCUCUUCCUCAACCCCCUCGUCAAAUCGCUUCUCAAUCGCCUGCUCCACCGUGUGUACCUGGCACCUUCACAUUCCGCAGUGACCACACAAUCAGCUUUGGCUCAUCCCCUAAAGGCUUUGGAUCAUCUCCGGGCCAGUCAAGUGUACGCCAAGUCCGCCAAAGUAUAUUCCCCGGUGUGAUGCCUGGUAGCUUUCCAACUGGCAACAAGGAGAACACCGAGCCUCUUCCAGCUGUCCCUCACGGCAUGGCAAACAAGAAGCGCCGUCGGGCAGAUUCUGAUGAUGAAACCGAGGAAGAGGUUGAGCGCUCCCCCAAGAAACAUAAGGCUGCUGAAGGAUCAAUGCUUAUGGCUCCCGAUCUAAAGUCUCAGAGCAAGACACCGCAGUCUCGCACUCCUAGCCCGGCGAAGAAGAAGGGUGUUCUCAGCUUGAGCCGUCUCAAUAUGCUCGCUAGACCCAAGGUCCGAAAGUAG